CGCGUCGGCGCCCGAGCCGCGGGAGGAGGCGGGAGCUGAGGAGGCGGCGGAGGGGGCGGGUCGCGUCCGGCGCCACGUCCGCAGCCGGAGGCCGCUACUGCCGCCGUUGCCAACGGAGUCUUCUGGCUCCGAAGCUUGAGGAGACGCCUCUGGAGCCCGCAAUUGCCCGAGGCUGUGCCAGCCGCUCAAGCAACCGCAGCCGUCCUCGGUGCUGCCCGCUUCCUCCGCCCAGACCCGGCUCCAGACGCCGACCCUCGACCCCGGAGGAGAUCAUGAAUCAGGCAGAUAAAAAUCAAGAAAUCCCAUCAUACCUUAGUGAUGAACCACCAGAAGGUUCAAUGAAAGAUCACCCACAGCAACAACCAGGCAUGUUGUCCCGUGUGACUGGGGGUAUCUUCAGUGUUACAAAGGGAGCCGUUGGUGCCACCAUUGGUGGUGUGGCUUGGAUUGGUGGGAAGAGUCUGGAGGUGACCAAAACAGCUGUUACAACUGUGCCUUCCAUGGGAAUAGGGCUGGUGAAAGGGGGCGUGUCUGCUGUGGCUGGAGGUGUUACAGCUGUUGGGUCUGCUGUUGUAAACAAAGUGCCCUUAACAGGAAAGAAGAAAGACAAAUCUGACUAAACUAUGGAGAUACACUUGCUCUCCACAGCAUUAUGAUGCCAGUGGCAUUGAAUUGCUAAAUUAUGGACUACAACCAAGUCACCUGUUUGGACGUUUAUCUUCUAAACUGCUGUGUUGAAAGUAUUGAUGACUGGCUUUUGUCUAAAAAGAAGAGACCAAUACUAGCACAGUGUAUGAAGGUUUCUCAUACUUAAAUUCCAGCUUUUUAUCUGGUAAAAUGUUACACUUAUUCAGUUGUAACUGAAGAUAUGGUAUAUUUGAAUAUUUACUAUAAGUCUUUCAGUUUAACUAAAAAAUGUGAAAGUUGAAUUUAGUUGAUGAUCUUUAUAGUUCCAUAUGUAUAAUGUGCCAGGUAACUCAUUUGCCCCUUAAGAAGGGAACCUUGAACUACAUAAACUGUACCUUUGAUGUGCCUAA
Neofelis nebulosa (Clouded leopard) is the source of this 1037-nucleotide messenger RNA. It is a transcript of the gene TMEM263, whose product is annotated as transmembrane protein 263. The coding region runs from base 273 to 620 and encodes 115 amino acids. NCBI's taxonomy places the organism in Eukaryota, Metazoa, Chordata, Mammalia, Carnivora, Felidae. The transcript is spliced from 3 exons. The record is from RefSeq and is a predicted model, not a curated record.